AUGAUUCCGAGAAUUGUUGCGAUUGUGGUUGUGACUGCGGUUGUAAUUGUCGAUUUCUUUUUUCAAGUAUUCGUUGUUGUUCUCGUUACAGAAGUUUUUGGUGAGCGAUAUUUAAGAUCACCAACACCUAAUGAUGUUGUGAUGCUUCUACACAUUGGUGAGCAGUGUGGUUUCCCAAGAAUGUUAGGUAGUCUAGAUUGCAUGCACUGGAAAUGGAAAAAUUGUCCAACGGCAUGGGUUGGGCAAUACACAGGUCGUAGUGGAUCACCAACAAUUAUUCUUGAAGCUGUUACUGAUUAUGACCUUUGGAUAUGGCAUGUUUAUUUUGGUUUGCCUGGCACCAAUAACGAUAUUUAUGUUUUAGAGUCAUCACAUUUAUUUUCCAAUCUUGCUAGCGGUAUUGCGCCUCCCGCCCAUUAUGUUAUUCAAGGAAAAGAAUACGAUAUGAGUUAUUACUUAGCUAAUGAUGUUGAACGUGCAUUCGGAGUUUUGCAAUCACAUUUUGCAAUUAUUACAGGACCGUCACGUUUUUGGAGAAAAGAAGUGCUACAUGAUAUAAUGACUACAUGUAUUAUACUGCACAACAUGAUAAUUGAGGAUGAAUGUGAUCUCAAUGCACCAAUUCAAGAUGUCGUAGAGGCUCCAACUCCAACUAUAGAAAUGGUGGUAGAUGAAAAUUUUCGGUUUGAACAAUUUUUAGCUAGACAUAAAAAAAUUAAGGACAAAAAUGCUCAUUUUGAACUCCGUAAUGCAUUAAUAGAGCAUUUAUAA
Solanum stenotomum is the source of this 771-nucleotide messenger RNA. RefSeq lists its product as uncharacterized. The coding region runs from base 1 to 771 and encodes 256 amino acids. NCBI's taxonomy places the organism in Eukaryota, Viridiplantae, Streptophyta, Magnoliopsida, Solanales, Solanaceae. The record is from RefSeq and is a predicted model, not a curated record. The transcript is spliced from 3 exons.